GGGAUUUCCACCCGUCCUUCGUCACCAAUGGCGCGAGGACAACGAGCAAGUUCCGCGUCGCAUGCGUGUGUCGUGUGCUGUCUGAGCAUUGACAACAAGACGAGGUUCCAAACAGUCGGCUCCUGCAACCACGUGGGGUGCUGCAGCAUCUGUGCGCUGCGAAUGCGUCAGCUCCUCAAGUCAAAGCAAUGCGUGAUGUGCAAAACCGAGAUGGAUCGUGUGAUUUGUAUUACAGACGACACGAUGACGUUCGAGAGCUUUCAGGACUGGGGAGACAACAUUGGUCCUACCCACAUCUUUGACGAAGGGUCGGGGAUGUAUUUUCUGAAGGAAAACUACAGCGCCGUCCAGGGGCUGCGCAGCCUCACGUGUUCUGCGCGCAACUGCCCCGACAAACACAGCUUCCCGAAUAUCAAAGCGCUCAAGCAACAUUUGAAUACGAAGCACGCGCUGUCUUUCUGUGAUUUUUGCCUAGACCACAAGAAUGCCUUUCUCCAAGAACAAGUCUUGUACACUGCUGGCGCAUUGAAGAAGCACAAGUCCCAGGGAAACCCCGAGGAAGGGUUCAAUGGCCACCCCAAGUGUGACUUUUGCUCGUCGAGUUACUACGGCAACAAUGAACUCCACGAACACUUGCGGAAGCACCACUACGAGUGUGAAAUCUGCCUGCACGCGUAUGGCAUCGAGAACCGAUACUACAAGGACUACAACGACAUGGAAAAUCACUUCCGGUCCGAUCAUUUCUUGUGCGAAGAACCGUCCUGCCUUGCCGCGAAAUUUGUUGUGUUCAAGAACCACAUAGAGUUUCAAGCGCACAUGACCAAGAACCAUCCCCACAUUCCUGUGAGUAAGCGCAUCGACGUGAACUUUUCGGUGCGUCGAGCCGACCGCGAGGGCCGCGACGAGUACAAGCCCCGCGAUGAUUACACACCGAUUCAAGCGCCGGACGCUGCCAACAUCACAGUCGCAGACUUCCCCGCGCUGGUCGGCAACGAACAACAGGUUAACUUCACACCGUGGCAGAGUCAGAACAUUCGCAUGCCCCGCCAAGAAGAUUUUCCGCAACUAGUGGCGUCGUCCGCUCCAUCGUCGGCGGCGCAGUACCGCAACGCCGUUGUCCCGCAGCCGACACUCGCCAUGCGGGCUCACAUGCACGGCAGUGACCCGUGGGAGUACCCUGAAAUGCAGCAAGCAGCCGAAGUACUUGGCGCGAACAAUCCGUUCUUGCGACUGGUAAAACCGAGCAAGAAGAAAAAGAACAAAGGGAAUGCCGCCAGCCAGCCGUCGCCGUCCCCGCCACCGACGCCCACUCCGAGCGCUGCACCACCCGUCGACGAAGAAGAAGAGAAGCCACCUGCGGCCGACCAGUCCGAAUCCGUAAUCGACAGCAUCCAAGCUGCGCUCGGCAGCGAGGCCAAGUAUGUUCAAUUCCGCGAAGUGUGCAAGAAGUUUCGACAAAAGGAGAUCCCGGCCGUGUCGUUCUAUAGCUUGGCCCGCGCCAUGUUUCGACCGGACGACUUGCACGAGCUCUUUCCCAAACUCAUGAGCUUGCUACCGGACGAGAGCCAGGUCACAGAAGUGCUCGUGCUGCAUAACAAAUCCAAACCUGUCGGAUUCAACGACGCCAAGCUGAGGAAGCGACCGUCAAAAUCCAAAACAGAGACGCCCCCCGCGCCGGUUGCAGGGCCAGCACCAGCGCCGGUCGCCAUUGUUGCUACUGCGGCUGUGAUUCCGUCAGCUGCUACCGCAGUUGCUCGAAGUGCCCCGUCGCCCGCCAAUUCUACCGCCGAAGAUUGGCCUGCCCCGCAACCAGCUCCCAAACCUGCACAAGCUAACAACGCCAAGCCCAAAAAAGCCCGUCAAGUUCCGAUACCUGCUGCCGUAGGAUGGGGAAAUGCCCUGAAAGAGGUCGGGGCCAUGCCACAGAAUUCAAAGAAAGGCCAACAACUGAACGUCGUGCUCAACAAUACAGACCGCGAAGCGUUCAAUGCCAGAGCGAGAAACAAAAAGUCUGCUCCGAACAACGUCGUGAGCUGGAGCUCUACAGCGAGCUGGAGCGAGCCCGUUUCCGCGCCGAUUGUGUCCACUGGUUUGACCCCCGAGUCGUCCAAGAUUCAAGUGGUAUCGGUCGAUUCGGUGCAAGGCAAUCUUCAGGAAUUACAGCUGCAUGCUCAAGGAAAAGCCCCAAGCCGGAAUCGAAGCGACUUUCCUGAGCUUCCCAAGGCAGGGCCUCCCGUAGGCAUCCAACAUGUUGUGUUGGACAAGAAGGGUCAUGGGGGUGCCAAUGCAUGGGGAGAAGAGUCCAAGCCACAACCAUCCACUCAGCAAACGUCCAAAAAGAAAAACAAGAAGGGCAAGCUGACAUUGCAAGAGUUUGCCAUGCUGUCAGGUUAAGGAACGUCGAAUCCUAGUCAUCGUGGGUUUGUUGGUGUGUUGGCGAUCUGUACAAGGAUGUCGAUUUAGGACGCCGUAUCGACGGGCGGGCCUUGGUCG
This is a messenger RNA of Aphanomyces invadans, 2493 nucleotides long. RefSeq lists its product as hypothetical. NCBI's taxonomy places the organism in Eukaryota, Oomycota, Saprolegniomycetes, Saprolegniales, Verrucalvaceae. The transcript has a single exon. Bases 28 to 2394 code for a protein of 788 amino acids. The record is from RefSeq and is a predicted model, not a curated record. Gene Ontology annotation, biological process: rescue of stalled cytosolic ribosome; protein ubiquitination. Gene Ontology annotation, molecular function: ubiquitin protein ligase activity; ribosome binding.